AUGGAAGAGUGUAAACUGCGGCCAGCUCUUCAGAAAACCACCACCGGCGGAAAACCACCACCGGUGGAAAACCACCACCGGUGGAAAACCACCACCGGCGGAAAACCACCACCGGCGGAAAACCACCACCGGCGGAAAACCACUAACGGCGGAAAACCACCACCGGCGGAAAACCACCACCGGCGGAAAACCACCACCGGCGGAAAACCACCACCGGCGGAAAACCACCACCGGCGGAAAACCACCACCGGCGGAAAACCACCACCGGCGGAAAACCACCACCGGCGGAAAACCACCACUGGCGGAAAACCACCACUGAAGGAAAACAAGUAA
Messenger RNA from Schistocerca gregaria, 333 nucleotides. RefSeq lists its product as uncharacterized. The transcript is spliced from 2 exons. Lineage: Eukaryota; Metazoa; Arthropoda; Insecta; Orthoptera; Acrididae. Bases 1 to 333 code for a protein of 110 amino acids. The record is from RefSeq and is a predicted model, not a curated record.